This is a messenger RNA of Piliocolobus tephrosceles (Ugandan red Colobus), 6552 nucleotides long. It is a transcript of the gene ZZZ3, whose product is annotated as zinc finger ZZ-type containing 3. The record is from RefSeq and is a predicted model, not a curated record. Bases 661 to 3372 code for a protein of 903 amino acids. The transcript has 15 exons. Gene Ontology annotation, molecular function: zinc ion binding. NCBI's taxonomy places the organism in Eukaryota, Metazoa, Chordata, Mammalia, Primates, Cercopithecidae.
CAGCAGCAGCAGCAGUCGCCGCCGCCGCCGCCCGCCCGUCCCAACGAGGAGGAGAAAGGAGGGGACCGGAAGGAGCCGCUGGUGCUGCGGGAAGUGGCAGGAGCUGGAGGCGGGGACCCACCUGGAAGCGCCGCGGCGCCGCUAUCGAGCUUCCUGCAGCGGUGGCCACCCGAGCAAGUGCCGUGGCGGGGGCGGAGAGCGGCCAAGGCGGCGGCGCCUCCCCAAGUGGCCCGUGGCGUCCGACCCCGCGUGAAAGAUAUCAAGUUGUUCUAGUACGACCAUAUAAAUAAAUAAUACCUGAAGUCUCAGUGUAACAUGGACAAUUAACAGUGAUGACAGAUAAAUACAGACGCGUGGGGAUCAAAUACUAGGCGAAACGCUUUUUAAAAGUGUAUCAGGUUUUUACAAAACACUGCAGGAUCCUGUCUACCUUAAUGCCAAUAGAGCUCAGCUAACGAAAUUUAGGAAGUUCUAGUAUUCUCCAUGGCUGAAGCUGAAAGAGUCUGAAACCCUGAUGCUUAAGCUCCAUUCUAGAUCAUAGCUCCAACUCCUUCAGGAUAUAAGGAAAAGAGAUUAUAUUUCCACAAUGAUAGAUCUUUGGUUGUACAGGUUUCCCAAUGAGUGGAUCAUGAUGACCGUAUUGUAGGGACUUGCCAUAGUAUGGCUGCUUCCCGAUCUACUCGUGUUACAAGAUCAACAGUGGGGUUAAACGGCUUGGAUGAAUCUUUUUGUGGUAGAACUUUAAGGAAUCGUAGCAUUGCACAUCCUGAAGAAAUCUCUUCUAACUCUCAAGUACGAUCAAGAUCGCCAAAGAAGAGACCAGAGCCUGUGCCAAUUCAGAAAGGAAAUAAUAAUGGGAGAACCACUGAUUUAAAACAGCAGAGUACCCGAGAAUCAUGGGUAAGCCCUAGGAAAAGAGGACUUUCUUCUUCAGAAAAGGAUAACAUAGAAAGGCAGGCUAUAGAAAAUUGUGAGAGAAGGCAAACAGAACCUGUUUCACCAGUUUUAAAAAGAAUUAAGCGUUGUCUUAGAUCUGAAGCACCAAACAGUUCAGAAGAAGAUUCACCUAUAAAAUCAGACAAGGAGUCAGUAGAACAGAGGAGUACAGUAGUGGACAAUGAUGCAGAUUUUCAAGGGACUAAACGAGCUUGUCGAUGUCUUAUACUGGAUGAUUGUGAGAAAAGGGAAAUUAAAAAGGUGAAUGUCAGUGAGGAAGGGCCACUUAAUUCUGCAGUAGUUGAAGAAAUCACAGGCUAUUUGGCUGUCAAUGGUGUCGAUGACAGUGAUUCAGCUGUUAUAAACUGUGAUGACUGUCAGCCUGAUGGGAACACUAAACAAAAUAGCAUUGGUUCCUAUGUGUUACAGGAAAAAUCAGUAGCUGAAAAUGGGGAUUCGGAUACCCAAACUUCAAUGUUCCUUGAUAGCAGGAAGGAAGACAGUUAUAUAGACCAUAACGUGCCUUGCACAAAUUCACAAGUGCAGGUCAAGUUGGAGGAUCACAAAAUAGUAACUGCCUGCCUGCCUGUGGAACAUGUUAAUCAGCUGACUACUGAGCCAGCUGCAGGGCCCUUUUCUGAAACUCAGUCAUCUUUAAGGGAUUCUGAGGAGGAAGUAGAUGUGGUGGGAGAUAGCAGUGCCUCAAAAGAGCAGUGUAAAGAAAACACCAGUAACAACCUGGACACAAGUCUUGAGAGUAUGCCAGCCUCCGGAGAACCUGAACCAUCUUCUGUUCUAGACUGUGUUUCAACUCAAAUGAUGUCUUUAUCAGAACCUCAAGAACAUCGUUAUACUCUGAGAACCUCACCACGAAGGGCAGUCUCUACCAGAGGUAGUCCUACUAAAAACAGUUCUCCUUACAGAGAAAAUGGACAAUUUGAGGAGAAUAAUCUUAGUCCUAAUGAAACAAAUGCAACUGUUAGUGAUAAUGUAAGUCAGUCUCCCACAAAUCCUGGUGAAAUUUCUCAAAAUGAAAAAGGGAUAUGUUCUGACUCUCAAAAUUGUGGAAGUGAAGGACUAAGUAAACUGCCCUCAGAGGCAAGACUCAAUAUUGGACAUUUGCCAUCUGCCAAAGAGAGUGCCAGUCAGCACAUUACAGAAGAGGAAGAUGAUGAUCCUGAUGUUUAUUACUUUGAAUCAGAUCAUGUGGCACUGAAACACAACAAAGAUUAUCAGAGACUACUGCAGACGAUUGCUGUACUCGAGGCUCAGCGUUCUCAAGCAGUCCAAGACCUUGAAAGUUUAGGCAGACACCAGAGAGAAGCACUAAAGAAUCCCAUUGGAUUUGUGGAAAAACUCCAGAAGAAGGCUGAUAUAGGGCUUCCAUAUCCACAGAGAGUUGUUCAAUUGCCUGAGAUCGUAUGGGACCAAUAUACCCAUAGCCUUGGGAACUUUGAAAGAGAAUUUAAAAAUCGUAAAAGACAUACUAGAAGAGUUAAGCUAGUUUUUGAUAAAGUAGGUUUACCUGCUAGACCAAAAAGUCCUUUAGAUCCUAAGAAGGAUGGAGAGUCCCUUUCAUAUUCUAUGUUGCCUUUGAGUGAUGGUCCAGAAGGCUCAAGCAGUCGUCCUCAGAUGAUAAGAGGACGCCUGUGUGAUGAUACCAAACCUGAAACAUUUAACCAAUUGUGGACUGUUGAAGAACAGAAAAAACUGGAACAGCUACUCAUCAAAUACCCUCCUGAAGAAGUAGAAUCUCGACGGUGGCAGAAGAUAGCAGAUGAAUUGGGCAACAGGACAGCAAAACAGGUUGCCAGCCGAGUACAGAAGUAUUUCAUAAAGCUAACGAAAGCUGGCAUUCCAGUACCAGGCAGAACACCAAACUUAUAUAUAUACUCCAAAAAGUCUUCAACAAGCAGACGACAGCACCCUCUUAAUAAGCAUCUCUUUAAGCCUUCCACUUUCAUGACUUCCCAUGAACCACCAGUGUAUAUGGAUGAAGAUGAUGACCGAUCUUGUUUUCAUAGCCACAUGAACACUGCUGUUGAAGAUGCAUCAGAUGACGAAAGUAUUCCUAUCAUGUAUAGGAAUUUACCUGAAUAUAAAGAACUAUUACAGUUUAAAAAGUUAAAGAAGCAGAAACUUCAGCAAAUGCAAGCUGAAAGUGGAUUUGUGCAACAUGUGGGCUUUAAGUGUGAUAACUGUGGCAUAGAACCCAUCCAGGGUGUUCGGUGGCAUUGCCAGGAUUGUCCUCCAGAAAUGUCUUUGGAUUUCUGUGAUUCUUGUUCAGACUGCCUACAUGAAACAGAUAAUCACAAGGAAGAUCACCAAUUAGAACCUAUUUAUAGGUCAGAGACAUUCUUAGACAGAGACUACUGUGUGUCUCAGGGCACCAGUUAUAAUUACCUUGACCCAAACUACUUUCCAGCAAACAGAUGACAUGGAAGAGAACAUCAUUUACUAGUCCUCUUCAACACAUAGCAAUGGUAUCAUUGUUAAUUAUGUGCACAGUUUGGAAAGAUUCUCUGCUUUCCCAGAAAUGACACUCACAGCAUGAGAGCUUCCUGAGUGUUCUCGUCAAGUACAGCUCUGCACCGUUGUGGCUCUAGAUCACUGUUCAGCAGCUGAACAUUCCUGGUGAGCAAAGGGUUUCCCUGGUGAAUUUUUCACCACCGCAUUUUAGGUGGUGAUCUUAAAUGGGUGAGAUGGAACGAGAGCACACAUUAAGAGAGAGUAAAUUCCAAAGGUUUCAAAGAACUUGGUGAUAAAUAUGAUAAUGAGAAGACAAAGUAUUUAUAUUAAAACAGUUUAGUAGCCUUCAGUUUUGUGAAAAUAGUUUUCAGCACAGAAACUCACUUCUUUAGACAAAGUUUUAACCAAUGAUGGUGUUUGCUUCUAGGAUAUACACUUUAAAAGAACUCACUGUCCCAGUGGUGGUCAUUGAUGGCCUUUAGUAAAUUGGAGCUGCUUAAUCAUAUUGAUACCUAAUUUCUUUUAACCACAAUGAAUUGUCCUUAAUUACCAACAGUGAAGCACUACAGGAGGCAACUGUGCCACUGCUUCCUUAACCAGCUCAUGGUGUGUGAAUGUUAUAAAAUUGUCACUCAGAUAUAUUUUUUAAAUGUAAUGUUAUAUAAGAUGAUCAUGUGAUGUGUACAAACUAUGGUGAAAAGUGCCAGUGGUAGUAACUGUGUAAAGUCUCUAAUUCACAACAUUAAUUCCUUUAAAAUACACAGCCUUCUGCCUCUGUAUUGGAGUUGUCAGUACAACUCAUCAAAGAAAACUGCCUAAUAUAAAAAUCAUAUAUAUGGUAAUAAUUUCCCUCUUUUGUAGUCUGCACAAGAUCCAUAAAAGAUUGUAUUUUUAUUACUAUUUAAACAAGUGAUUAAAUUUAGUCUGCACAGUGAGCAAGAGUUCACAUGCAUUCUUUUAUACUGCUGGAUUUUGUUGUGCAUCAUUUAAAACAUUUUGUAUGUUUCUUCUUAUCUGUGUAUACAGUAUGUUCUUGAAUGAUGUUCAUUUGUCAGGAGAACUGUGAGAAAUAAACUAUGUGGAUACUGUCUGUUUAUAUUAUAGAAUGUUUGUUGUGACUUCCUUUUGGUUAGAUUUUGGAUUUUUUUUUUUUUUUUUUAACCAGUGUUAAAAUCAGAAAUUGGUAUUUUUAAAAAUGGUUUGCUUCACAUAUUUAAGAGUUUUCUUUCCGUCAUUUAUGAAGAAUAAGGAAUAUAUUAUGGAAAAGAGGGUGAUCUUAAGCAACCCUGUAAAAGAUGGUAAUGUUUUUUACUCAGUGUAUGCCAAAACACUAAAUUAAACUACCUUACAAAAAGGAAACACAGACCAUGGUUAAAGAAAAAGGCAAUUAUUAAUGCUGAGGUGUGAAUACUAAAGCUGAAAUUUUUUUUUUCUAGUUUUGUCUCAUGAAAAUAAGCCCCCCAUGUAUUUAAACAGAUGGCUUUUGAAAAAUCACCUUGUUUCCUAGAAAUUAUUAUUAACUAUAGGAAAAGAUAGUAUAAAUAUUCUAAGAUUGAUUGUUAUAUUUGACCCAAUUUUUAGAAUCACCUGUUUUUUCCUAUUUUAAAUCAAGGGAACAUUAUUUACUAGUUCUCUUCAGUACAUAGCAGGGUACUAAAAUCAUACCCUGAAUUGUUUUUUAAUUGAGAAAAGUAAUAGAAUUUUAAAUAUAGAAAUAUGAGAAUUUUAAAGUAAUAUAUUGAUUAAAGAUCACUGAUGAUAUAGAUAUAAUAUAUCAUAACAGAAGGAAAAGUAAAUGGACUUGAGCUUAACUUCUCACCCUGGAAUUAUUAGUGGGGUGAAGAGGGAAAUCAUUAGCAUUCUGGGCAUUUUUAUAUUAAAUGGUUUGUGAAUAUGCCAGAAGAUCUGCUUUCAACUUGUAAUUAGACAAGAUAGUAACACUUGAUGGUAACUUCUCUGUUUGUGUAGAAAUAAUACCAGUUAGUUUUGGAAAGCCAUUCGGAUCCAUUCAAAAAUUCCAUAAAGUAUGAUGUAUGCUUUGGAAGAGGGCUAUGAGUGAUACAAUUGUUAUAUAAAUGGAAUAGACAAACCACUUGAAUGCAUUUUUCAAGGGCAAACAUUUUUUGAGAUUUUUGAGUAAUAAAGAGGAUUUUUCGCUUGAGCAGAAGGUGUGUUUGUUUUGCAUUUUUCAGCUCCAAGCAAAUAGCCCCCAUGGUUUUAAAAGGCCCUGAAGUUCGGAUAGUAGUAGGUAGUGUUUUGUUGUUGUUUUAAUUUGAGAAUUGCAGGAAUAAUGGGCAGAGCUGUCAUUUGCCAGUAGGCCACCAUCUGCCUACAGAGAAUUAUUGGACUGAAAGCUAAAACAGACUGUAAAAGACCUACUUGCUAAAGCAUUGCUUAUUCAGUGGUAUUCAGUAGAUAAGAUCUAUUUCCUGAUAUAUUGUGCUCAAGUUAUUUGCACAUCUUAAGAAACUUUUAAUAUCUAAAACCAUUGCUGUAAGGUUUAGGCAGAGGAGGUUUCCUUUUGUGUGAUGCAUAAUAAUAAUAGAAAACACUGAUACAGUGUUUACUAUGUGCCAAGCAAGCAUAUAAUAACUAAUUCUUAACUCUAUGAGGCAGGUUCAUUUAUUAUCCUGUUGUCUUAUGAGGAAAUCUAGCCAGAGAGAAGUUAACUAACCUGCCCAAGGUCAUAUAGUUAGUAAAGCGGUGAUGCUUGAAUUUUAACCUAGACAGAUUACUUCAGAGUCAGCGUCUGCCUUACUACCCUGUUUCCUGAGCGGGAAUUUCCCCUUGUGUCAGGCAACACUAGGUGUUAGGAGUGGAGGUGUGCAGGUGUUGCCUUACAUUCUGUUUUCCUGAUGUCGUGUGCUUUCUAAGAGUACAGACCUGAGCAUAUGUCCAGGCUUGCAAAGUCUCAGGCGAAGCUGGGACUACAGCUUGUGUUUCCUGCCUCGGGUAGGAUUUUCUUCUAUGCAUGUUGGGUGCUUCUCACUUAACCUAAUAGUAUGCCUUGUCUGUUUUCCCCCCUUCCCCUUUUUGUUUAAAUUAAUUCACAGAACACAAAAAUUUACUAGGUAUGAGGAACAUUUAAAAAAAUGAAAUAGAGAAAAUGGUGCAUCACAUGUAAUAAAGAUAAAUAGUUUUGUGAAA